CGUCGCUCGCGCCUCUCACGGCCUACGUCCUCAUAUCUCUUCUGGAAGGAAAUCUGACAGUGGACCCCCAGGUCAUAGCAAACGCCGUCGCUUGCAUCACCACAGCCACCACGAGCAACAGCACCUAUAUCAAGGCCCUGACGGCAUACGCUCUCUCCUUGCGGCGACAGCAGCGCUGCUGCUACGCUCAUUUCAGAUGUGUACAACAGUUUGACGACAUCAGGAAGUCCAGGUCUGUCUCAGGCUCUGACGGUUGAAGCUGCCCGCCUACCUCCUCCUGGCCAUGCUGAAUGAAAAACUCCUGGAUCUUACACUAACUGGGCGUCGGAUAUUGCCAAGCUCAUAUCAACUUAUCACAAUGGACAAGGAGGAUUCGUCUCGACACAGGACACAGUGGUUGCUCUGCAGUCCUUCGCAGCCUUCAGCGAAGCCUUCCCGCCCACAGGAACAAAUCUCACCAUAUCAGUCAAUGCUGGAAGUCAGUCGUUUGACAUUGAUAUCAAUUCAGAGAACCGUCUCGUCCUGCAGACCAGCUACGUCACGGGCGAUCCACCUUUUGACGUCACAGUGACUCCGUCUGGGAGUGGAUGCGCUCUUGUCACGAUUACCCACCAGUACAACGUCAAAGAAGAGCCAGAGAGCUCUGCUUUUAAAAUGUCUGUCAAGACGGACAGAGAAAACUGCUCAUCUAACAGUUCCCUGGAAAUUUGUGCUUCUUACACCAAUGAGGACUCCGUAUCCAACAUGGUUGUCAUGGAGAUCGACCUCCAAACAGGAUACUCGGCAGAUGAGGACGACUUGAGAGGUCUCGUCGCUCAGCAAAUCAUCAAGCGUUACGAGGAGAAAGAUGCGAUUGUCUUCCUUUACCUUGAAUCGGUCGGUGGCUCCGAAGUCUGUGGCUCCUUCCACGUCCUGAAGGGCUUCGAAGUCCAAGAUCUUCUGCCCGGCACCGUCACCCUCUACGAUUAUUACACACCUGAAUUCAGGCUGACUCAGUCAUUUGAAAUUGAAGACACAUGUGAGUCAGCGUGAAGUGUGUGUUUGGCUCCUUUUGGUAAACGAUGGAUGGGAAAUGACUGCACUGCAAUAUGUACAAAACGUUGAAAAAAACAAAAAAUAAUUUAAGUUAUUGGUCUUAGAGACGCCUCGCAUUUCAGACAAAAAUGUUAAAUGUUUUUAUUGGUCAUUAUUUCUGAUUUUAUCGGACACGAACCCUUCCUCAUUUGAUUUCUGAAGGUACAUCAAUAACAUGGCGACCAUUUCCUUG
Macrobrachium nipponense is the source of this 1267-nucleotide messenger RNA. RefSeq names its product complement C3-like. Gene Ontology annotation, cellular component: extracellular region. The record is from RefSeq and is a predicted model, not a curated record. Lineage: Eukaryota; Metazoa; Arthropoda; Malacostraca; Decapoda; Palaemonidae. The transcript has 5 exons. Bases 655 to 1032 code for a protein of 125 amino acids.